AUGGCAAAAUCGAACCAUACCCCGGAUCUUGAGAGAUCCAGCCAAGAGAAGAAUGAAGUAGCUCUAGAUGAGGGCGAUGAAUACCAAGAGCCCAUUGCGUGGAACUUCACAAGAGUUGUUGCGGUUAUUGCACUCUGCAUUGCUUACGUUGGCUCUCAAGUCAUUUUGUACUUCGUAUCCAGUGGUUUGGUCUACAUAUCAGCAAGCAUUCACACCAAUGUAGGCAACUGGCUCCUGACCGCCAAUACCUUAGUAGUGGCAGGCACAUGCCCUUUCGUGGGUUACAUGACUGAUCUCCUCGGUCGAAGAUGGCUUACCAUCGCUGGCGCCGUGCUCUUAAUGAUAUCAAGUGUGGUGAUGGCAACUUCUCAUUCUCUGGGAUCGGCCAUUACUUCCAUGGCUCUAGGUGGUGUUGGAGCUGCAAUCUGUGAGCUUACUGCUAUCGCUGGCGUUGCAGAAAUCACACCUGUGAAAUGGCGUGGCGUCACCCUCUCUCUGGUCACCUUCUCGAUUCUGCCCUUCCUUCCUCAGCUCACAUACAUGGAAUUGUUACAAAUGCACUCUACCUGGAGAUGGGCUUUUGGAAUAUGCGGUCUGUGGAACUUUAUCGGAUUUCUCGGAAUCGUUUUCUGCUAUCAUCCAUCACCACGACAUAACACUGACAACAUGUCUUCGAUGGAUAUCCUGAAACAAAUCGACUAUAUGGGUGCCUUUUUGUCCUUUGGAGGGAUCACCUUGCUGUUGGUCGGUCUUCAGGCGGGUGGCUACCAAUAUCCAUGGAGGAGCGGCAAGGUCUUGGGUCCUCUAAUUUCCGGCAUCGUAUUGAUUCUCCUCUUUCCGCUUUGGGAGUGGAAAGGCACAAAGUCACCUAUGGUUCCAGGGGCGAUUUUCAAAGGACAAAACGUAGUGGCCAUAUCUUUGGUAGUUGUUUUCAUUGGAGGCAUGAACUUCUACGCCGUUCUCGGUUUCUUCCCUGUGAUGCUAACAUCACUCUAUAAUACCUAUCCACUUCAAGUUGGAUAUAGAGGAAUUGGAUAUCCACUAGCCAUUUUUGUCGGAGCCUGUGGUGUCAAUACAUUACUAUCUUACACGAAAGGACAUAUCCGCCAGAUGUUUGUCAUCAGUGCUGUCAUCAUGACUGCUUUCGGCGGCGCUCUCGCAGCAUCCACACCGUUCAACCCAAAUUUCGCAGUUGUAAUGGCAACAUUCUGUUCCCUAGGUAUCGGUGCAAUAAUAGUCCCAGCUCUCACCGUCGCACUAUACGCCUGUCCCGAUCGCUACAUUGGAACCACCGCGGCGCUCUCCCUCAGCUCUCGAUUCCUCGGAGGAUCUGUCGGAACAGCCAUCUACUUUAACAUCUUCAAUACGAAAAUCUCAUCCAAACUCCCCACAUAUGUUGCAGAGGCGGCAGUUGGAGCCGGUCUCCCUGCUUCUAAUGCGAUGGACUUUCUGGGCGCUCUGCUGGGUCCCGGAGGUGGUCCUCCGGCUGCAGCGGCUGUACCUGGUGCUACGCAGCAGGUACUAGAAGCUGUGGGGCUGGCCAGCCGAUGGGCUUUUGCGGACUCGUUGGCUUAUGUUUGGUAUACUACUAUUGCCUUUGGUAUGGUGUCAAUCGUCUGUUGUGCUUUUCUGCCGAAUAUCCGACGAUUUAUGACGGACAGAGUCGCUGUGAACCUCCACUGAUAAUGUAUAUAUUGACAUGGAAAUAUUGAGACACUUGGUCGGCAAUGCACGUUGCCAAUGGAUGUUCCAACUUCCCCUGGUUUUGUCAUCACCUCUUCAUGGGUAUGUUGCCAGUUGAUACAGUGAGCAUAAAUCUAUACAUUUAGAGGGAAAGUAUUUGUUUGUAAUUCAACCCCGUAAUGAUCUUUCAGGUACAUUGCGACAACAGCUAAUGAUCCCGAAGUCGCUACGUGUCGUGUGAUUGCGGGGUUUAAGCGAGAAGUAAACAAACCCUUGGAGUAUCCGAGAAAUGCUUGAGAAUUUUCCGACAAGUAUCUGAGAUACAUCCUCUCCUU
Cadophora gregata is the source of this 2018-nucleotide messenger RNA. RefSeq lists its product as uncharacterized. The transcript has 8 exons. The coding region runs from base 1 to 1683 and encodes 560 amino acids. NCBI's taxonomy places the organism in Eukaryota, Fungi, Ascomycota, Leotiomycetes, Helotiales, Ploettnerulaceae. Gene Ontology annotation, molecular function: transmembrane transporter activity. Gene Ontology annotation, biological process: transmembrane transport. The record is from RefSeq and is a predicted model, not a curated record.